This is a messenger RNA of Pistacia vera, 1921 nucleotides long. RefSeq names its product pentatricopeptide repeat-containing protein At4g31070, mitochondrial. Lineage: Eukaryota; Viridiplantae; Streptophyta; Magnoliopsida; Sapindales; Anacardiaceae. Gene Ontology annotation, biological process: RNA modification. The record is from RefSeq and is a predicted model, not a curated record. The coding region runs from base 83 to 1921 and encodes 612 amino acids. The transcript has a single exon. Gene Ontology annotation, molecular function: RNA binding; protein binding.
AAUCCAAUGAUUCACACAUCCCUCAACUAAACAAAAGAUCCUUUGAAACUCCACAACCUAUAACUUUUUCAACAUGUAAUCAAUGUUGAGAGCCAAAAGUCAUAUCGCCCGUACAAUCCGACAAUUAACAACCACCAUAGAACCCACCCAACUCCCCAUUUCAGCCAUUCAAAAUAAAUUCAAAUACUUGGAGUCAAAACAAUUAUAUGACCAAAUACUUCAAUUCUACAAACACCAGCUUCACCUCACAGGACUUCAUGCAAACACUUUCAUUCUUCCUUCAGUUAUUAAAGCUUGUUCCCACUCUCACUUCCACCUCCACUUUGGCCUGCAACUUCAUUGCUUAGCCUUCAAAUCAGGCUCUGAUUCUGACCAAGUUACUUCUAAUUCUCUCAUCACAAUGUAUGCAAAGUAUUCGAAAAUUGAAUCAGCGUACUUGGUGUUUGAUAAAAUGCCUCACAGAGACAUUAUCUCUUGGAAUUCCAUCAUAAAUUGUUUUACCCAAAGUGGGUAUUAUACUUUAUCAUUGAAAAUGCUUAAGCAAAUGUACUUUUGUGGUUUUGUUCCAAAACCGGAACUCAUUGCUGGCGUUUUAUCGCUCGGGGCACAAAGUAGAGACUUGACUGUGGGAAGGCAGCUUCAUGCUCUUGUUAUAAUUCAUGGACUAAUUGAAGAGUCUGUUUUUUUGUCAACUGCUUUGUUAGACUUGUAUUCCAAGUGUGGUGAAUUAAUGACUGCGUUACGAGUGUUUGAUCAAGCGGAAAUUAAAAAUGAGGUCUCUUGGACUGCCAUGAUCUCUGGAUGUAUUGAUAAUCAAAACUAUGGUAUGGGGAUUGACUGCUUUAGAGCAAUGCAGAGAGAAGGGGUUAAGCCUAACAGAGUAACAUUACUUGUUGCCUUACUAACUUGUACUGAAUUGGAUUUUAUAGAGUAUGGGAAAGCCAUUCAUGGGUAUGCUUAUCGUCAUGGCUUUGACUGGAAUCAUCGUUUGUCGUCUGCUCUUAUGCAUAUGUAUUGUGAAUGCGCAGAGGCAUUGCUUCCUGCCAGGAUUAUAUUCGAAAGAUCAGAAGUUAAAGAUGUUGUUAUGUGGAGUUCAAUUAUUGCAGGCUACUCAAGAAUUGAGGAUUGUGAUGAAGCUAUGAAGCUUUUUAGGCGAAUGAGAGUGGAAGGACAUGAGCCAAACUCAGUUACUUUAUUGGCAAUGAUUUCUGCUUGCACCAUUCUAUCUUCUCUGAGCCAAGGACUUGGAAUCCAUUGCUAUAUUUUGAAAACUGCAUUACAUUCUGAUGUUUUUAUAGGGAAUGCACUAAUAAAUAUGUAUUCAAAGUGCGGUAGUCUUGAGGCUUCGCAUCUAAUCUUCAAUGAAAUGGCUUGCAAAGAUUGCGUGUCAUGGAGCACAUUAAUCAACAGUUAUGGCCUUCAUGGUUGUGGUGAAGAAGCUUUGCAGCUCUUGCACAAGAUGCUAGAGAGAGGGAUAGAGCCGGAUGCUAUUACACUGCUCUCCAUUUUAUCAGCUUGCAACCAUUGUGGCCUUUACGAGGAGGGGACAAGUAUAUUCAAUAAUAUCAUAAAACAUUCCAGAAUAUCAUUAACUUCGGAACAUUAUGCUUGCUAUGUUGAUCUUCUGGGGAAGUCAGGGAAGAUUAAAGAUGCUUGUGAGGUUGUGAGGACGAUGCCAAUGAAACCGAGUACAAAACUUUUAAGCUCUUUAGUAUCAGCUUGUAAAAUUCAUGGAAGAUUGGUUGUUGCAGAAAUGCUUGCACAUCAACUUAUAGAGUCAGAACCUGAGAAUGCUGCCAACUACACUUUGUUAAGUAUGAUUUAUGCUGAAUGUUGUAACUGGGUUGGUGUAGAAGAGGUGAGGAGUGUCAUGAGAGUAAAGGGAUUAAAUAAAUGUUACGGAUUCAGCAGAAUUGACUAA